This is a messenger RNA of Myxocyprinus asiaticus (Chinese sucker), 8769 nucleotides long. It is a transcript of the gene tns1b, whose product is annotated as tensin 1b. Gene Ontology annotation, molecular function: protein binding. NCBI's taxonomy places the organism in Eukaryota, Metazoa, Chordata, Actinopteri, Cypriniformes, Catostomidae. The transcript has 33 exons. The record is from RefSeq and is a predicted model, not a curated record. Gene Ontology annotation, biological process: fibroblast migration. The coding region runs from base 342 to 5813 and encodes 1823 amino acids.
CUACAUUCAUUUCUGUUCCUCAACAGCGGGAAAGAGAGCUGCCUAUCUGCGCUGCGAUAAAGAAUGGGAGUUUUGUGAGGAGAAACGGGAACAUCGUUCGGGGUCAAGUUCGCUGAGACGCCUACACUUCUAACAGAUACUAACGGAACAACAACUUCAAGCCAGCGUAACUGUCAGAUCUCUGAGGUAAAAUGUACCGUGUCCAGUUCACUCUUCAUGUUUGAUGAAAGCUCAUACCUGCCGCUGGGACCUUCUGGUAAUCGGAGUAUCGGACAGAGAAUAAAUCACGGAUAAGGUUGGCAUUGAAUGGGUCGUAAGAGCGUUUUCCUGAACUUGUCUGGAUGGGAUGCACCGUGAGUUUCAUUUGUUGUGAAGACGACUUUCUGCAGAUGCCUUUGGAUCAACAUGUGGAGAAGAAGAAGAAAGAGGAAAAGAGACUCUUAUCUAAGCCUGAAGAGUUUGAAGCUGUCCACUCCCACACCUUCCGAUUAAAGACAUUCAAGAAGGGGAAGCACUGCUGCGUGUGCAAGCAGACUGUAAACAAUGAGGGACUCAUCUGCAGAGUUUGCCGGUUAGCCUGCCACAGAAAGUGCGAGGUUAAGGUAUCAUCCUCCUGUGUUCCUGUUACCAACUAUGAACUGGCUCCCAGCAAUGACAUCGCUCUGAAGCAUGUAGAGACAACAGGCUCAACCAAAUCCUCCAAGAGCAUGGAGUCUCGACGUGGACCGUCCAGGAGCUUGAGUUUGAUCCAGGCCAUGGAGGAGAACUAUGAGGUGGACUUGGUCUACAUCACAGAACGGAUCAUCUCUGUUUCCUUCCCCAGUACAGUAGAGGAACAAAGCUACAAUGCAAACAUAAAGGAGGUGGCCACCAUGCUACGCUCCAAACAUGGAGACAACUACUUGCUCUUUAACCUCAGUGAAAAGCGAUAUGAUAUCUCCAAGCUGAAUCCCAAAGUUCUGGAUUUUGGCUGGCCAGACCAUCACGCUCCAGCCCUGGAUAAGAUCUGCAGUAUCUGCAAAGCCAUGGACACAUGGAUGAGUGCUGACAGUCACAAUGUGGUAGUCCUGCACAAUAAGGGAAACCGAGGGCGAACAGGGGUGGUUGUGGCCGCGUACAUGCACUACAGCAACAUAUCAGCGAGUGCGGAUCAGGCUCUGGACAGGUUUGCCAUGAAGAGGUUUUAUGAAGAUAAAGUGCUUCCUGUGGGUCAACCCUCCCAGAGAAGGUAUGUACAGUACUUCAGUGGUCUGCUGUCCGGCCACAUCAAAAUCAACAACAAGCCCCUGUUUCUGCACCAUGUCAUUAUGCAUGGGAUCCCCAACUUUGAGUCCAAAGGAGGUUGCCGCCCUUUCCUGAAGAUCUACCAGGCCAUGCAGCCCGUCUACACAUCUGGAAUCUAUAAUGUCCAGGGAGACAGUCAAACCAGUAUCUGCAUCACCAUUGAACCUGGACUGCUGCUUAAGGGAGACAUACUGCUCAAGUGUUAUCACAAACGGUUCCGGAACCCGUCCCGUGAUGUCAUAUUCCGAGUCCAGUUUCACACCUGUGCUGUUCAUGACCUGGGCAUUGUCUUCGGCAAAGAUGAGCUCGAUGAAACCUUUAAAGAUGACAGAUUUCCUGAAUAUGGGAAGGUGGAAUUUGUCUUUUCUUUUGGCCCAGAAAAAAUCCAGGAUGUAUCUGUCAUAGGAAUGGACCACCUUGAAAAUGGACCCAGCGUUUCUGUGGACUACAACACCCAGGACCCUCUGAUUCGCUGGGAUUCGUACGAGACCUUCAACCAGCGUUGUGAAGACUCCAUGGAAGAUGUAAUUCACACACAAGGUCCAUUGGAUGGUAGUCUCUAUGCUAAGGUUCGGAAGAAAGAGUCUCUGGACGGAGGAGUUACAACCAAUGGUCUCCCAGCCCCUGUUGAUCACUCUUUACCCGCUGUAGACCACACCCUACCCUCUGUCGACCAUGCCUUAUCUGUAAGUAGUGACUCGGGUAACUCAACUGCUUCCAUCAAGACCGACCGCACAGAUGAAGUCAGCCAGCAGCCGGCCUUGGUGAGUCAGCCAUCAUCCCAGCCCCUCAGCCCAGAGGAAAAACAAGAGCUGGAACAGUUGCUUAGUGGAUUGGAAGCCCCCAUGCACCGGACAGGUUACCCGAGUAGCUCUGGCAGUGGAGGAGGAGGUGGAGUCUUACACCUCGUCCCUGCCCAGGUCCACGUCAAUGGCCAUAACAGCAUAGACAGAGAGACUGACAUCCUUGAUGAUGACCUCCCCAUCAGUCAAGAGGGGAACAGUGUGGACAGUCUUGGAACGUUGUCGUCUUUCGAGGGCCGAGCAACUCCGGCGGACUUGUACUGUCAGUCCGAGACGGUCAUUAAUGGGCAAGAUAUUCCCUACUUAGAGAAGAGUGCUUACGUGCCCAAAGUUCUCAGCUCUGCUUCUAUCCAGGAUCACUUAGGUGCCUCUAGCAGCUACGCCAACCAGAACGGCAGCAUCUACCGAUCACAGUCAUUUGGGGCAACUCCUAGCACUGAGCAGAAGUUCAUGCCCAAAGCUCCCACACGCACCACCAGCAGUAGGGAAGCAGUACAGCGAGGAUUGAAUGUUUGGCAGCAAUAUGGUGUCCCAGAAGUUCCAGUUACAGAAGGGGUCAACUUCAGUCCUGUACUGCAAACAACACACAGCCUACCUGAGUUUCCUCACAUGGCAUCUCAGCAAGAGAUUGAGCAAUCUAUUGAAGCCCUCAACAUGCUGAUGUUGGACCUUGACCCAGCACUUACCCAAGUGCACAAAUCCCACAGUGCACCAUCUGGAGAACAUAGUGUGGUCACCACUCAACCAUCUUUCUCUCAAACCCAGGCACGGCCAUCCUACCAGGCAGAUGCAGCUAUUAAUGACCGAGGAGGAGCCUCUUCCACAGGCUGUCCUCUAGUCUAUCAGCAGAUCUCGUCUGUAGCCCCAGAGCCUCCACAACCAACCAUCAACCAGCAGAGACCCACGGCUAUAUCCCAGCAUGGUGCAUUGCCGUCUGAGGCUGAAGGUCAGGCCCCUGCUACUAUGCCCCAGUCCAUAGUGCCUUCCUCCACCUUUGGAGUUCUACAGCUGAAACCCCUAAACAUCUACCCCUCCAGUAUCAACUCACAGUCCCCAGAGCCACAGCAGAGUCAGCAUAGCUACUCUGCCUCCUCAUCGCCUCUGCCCAAAGAUGCUGAACCAGAAGAUGCCAACUACAAACUGGAGGGUCUGGUAGCUCACCGUGUAGCUGGAGUUCAGUCUGGUGAAAUUUCACCACAUGAGGCCUCAGCUCCUGGAUGGCGCCGGACCACCAGCGAGAGCCUGUCCCAAGACGAGAGCCCAACUCGAGGAGGCUCGGUCCGCUCCCCCAUUCGAUGCAUCUCACCUGAGCUGGCCAAUACAAUCGCUCUAAAUCCUGGGGGGCGGCCCAAGGAGAGACAUAUGCACAGUUACAGAGAAGCGUUUGAGGAACUGGAUGGGGGUCCCAUCAGCCCCACUCCGACCGUCGGUGGUGAGGCCCUACCCCAAACCCCUGCCUUCCCUGUCUCGCCACAAACCCCUUACUUCAACAUAAGUCGAUCUCCUCCGGGAUUGACGAAAACUCCUCUGUCCUUCCUUGGCCUGAAGCCCCACAACCCUGCUGAGAUACUUCUGAACCAGACGGGCUCAGAGCCUCGUAGCUAUGUGGAGUCAGUCGCUAAAGCUGCAUCAGUGGCAGGAGGACAGCCAGUUUUGCCCGUGUCCCCAGCAUAUGACAGCGACAGCUUAGCUCCCCCUGCUGGACCACCUCACACCCUCAACACUCCUCUUCCCUCCAGCAGCCCCAUACAUGGCCUGGAUGCAGUUGAAAGCACGCUGGCUGAUAGUGGCGUGGGGAUGAAUUAUUUGUCUCAGGCUGCUGCAGACUCUGUUUUUCACUCCCAGCCCUCUGAAAGCAUAUACCGAAUGCCCACACACUCCUACCCAACAUCUAGCAGCAUGUUGGGUAGCUACAUCACUCCCGAUCUUAGUCCCUCCCUGCCAGAAACCGUACAAAACAAUGCCACGACAACCAUCCAGCCAAUCACUGGGAGCCCUGGCACAAGACACCACAAUGUCCUGCCCGAUGUGGCGUCCAGUCCUGGCAUUCAGCACAAAAUAGCCAAUCAAGAGAGCCCUAUUCUGGUCCGACAGCCAAUCCCAUCUAACGGUCACCCUCCAGGGCUGUCUGGUAGUCCCAUGCAUGGGAGACACACUAUGGUGUCUCAAGGAACACAGAGCAGUCCGAUGCUGUCCAGACAAUACCAAGGCACUCACAGUAGUCCAAUUCUCAGCCGACAGCCAAUAGGACAACAAGCUGUCCAAAGCAGUCCAGUCCUCAACCGUCAACCGUCCUUGAAUCAACCGGUCAUUCUGCCCAAUCAAAGCAGCCUGGUUUUGAGUAGACAACCGUCCGUUACCCAGCCCAAUCAGGGCAGCCCCAUCCUGAGCAGGCACUCCUCCUUAACACAUCCAAGUCAGGGCAGCCCAGUUCUGGGACGGCACCCAUCGAUAACACAGGUGACACCAGGAAGCCCCAGUCUGGACAGGCACCCGAUGUACAGUGGCUACACCACUCCAGAUGAAAGGCACGGAGCCCUGUCGCGCCAGAGCAGCUCCUCCGGGUAUCAACCACCCUCCACACCAUCUUUCCCUGUUUCUCCGGCCGGAUACAUAGAUGAAGUGGGCUUCAGACAGGGCAGUCCUGCCCUCCAACCUCAGCUUCCAGAGAAGAGACGCAUGUCUGGCGGCGAAUGCUCCAAUGGUGGUGGCCUGUCCUACGGAACGCUCAAUGGGAAGAUGUCCUCGCCGAUGUCCAGUGGCGGUAGCACUCCAAGCGUCCAUUUCUUUAACACCCUCCCUGAUUUCUCUAAACUCAACAUGUGCGACGGAAGUCCUGAGACCAGGAUGAAUGUAAAGUUUGUGCAGGACACGUCCAAAUUCUGGUAUAAACCAGAUAUCUCCAGAGAUCAAGCGAUCAGUAUGCUGAAAGAUCGAGAGCCUGGAGCCUUUGUCAUUCGGGACAGUCACUCUUUCAGGGGUGCCUACGGCUUGGCCAUGAAAGUUGUCUCACCACCUCCAACUGUGCAGCCUACAAAGAAAGCUGGAGAUGUCACUAAUGAGUUGGUGAGACAUUUCCUGAUUGAGACCAGUCCGAAGGGGGUGAGACUGAAGGGCUGCCCUAACGAGCCCUACUUCGGCUGCCUGUCUGCACUAGUCUACCAGCACUCGAUCACUCCACUGGCUCUACCCUGCAAACUUGUCAUACCAACCAGAGAUCCUCUGGAAGAGUCACCUGAGAUUGCAACGCCAACUAACCCGGCAGCAGAGAUGCUUAAACAGGGUGCAGGGCAGAAGAGUUCUACCGACUCCCACGCUUGUAAUGUGCUGUACAUAAACUCUGUGGAUAUGGAGUCUCUAACCGGCCCUCAGGCCAUUGCCAAGGCCAUCUCAGAAACCAUGGCGACCAGCCCAGCACCCACAGCAACAAUUGUUCAUUUCAAGGUGUCGGCACAAGGCAUCACACUCACUGACAACCAGAGAAAGGUUUUCUUCAGACGUCAUUAUCCAAUCAACACGGUCACAUUCUGUGACAUUGAUCCGCAGGGGAGAAAGUGGAGCAAACCAGAGGGUGGGACUGCAAAGUUCUUUGGCUUUGUGGCCCGAAAGCAAGGCAGCACGACAGACAACGUCAGUCACCUCUUCGCUGAGAUGGAUCCUGAUCAACCUGCCACGGCCAUCGUUAACUUCAUCUCUAAAGUUAUGAUCAACUCUCAGAAGCGGUGAACUCUUCACGCAUGCGACGCUGCUUUCUGGAGGACUUUCUUUCUGUUCUGUUUGAAUUUUUCUGUUUUGAUUUAUUUCCGAUUGUGUGUUUGGGUGAGUGGCUGUCUGUACGUGCAGGUGUGAAUGUGUGAUGGAGGGUUAUUCGCAAGAGGGACCGAGGACGUGCAGUGUGGGCGUAGAGGAGUGACAUACAGAGGGGAGGUGGGCUUCAUCUCGUGUUGAGGGGAUUGUGGAAAUGAUGUCAGUGAAUUUGUUUCUGUUUUUUUAAGAAAAAAGGAAAAGGAAAAAGGAAAAAAAAAAAGAAGAAGAAGAAGGUUAUAGAGGAGGCAGUGUACCAAAGAUGAGAGAGCAGUCAGUCGUUAUUCAAGGUAUUGCUUCGGCCAAACUGUACAUACGAACUGAUACUUACUACUUUCCCUUAUUUAAAUGGCUCCUAUUUUCUCAUGCUGGUAGUUCUCGACCGUUUAGUGCUCUCUGGAUAAAUUAAAAACAUUUUGGGGAUUAUAAAGGUCCCUCACACAUAACUAAAUAGACCUGAUUUAAAAAAGGAAAAACUGAGGACAUGUAAAACUACGAGAGCAGCGGUCCUUUGGUCAUUCUCAGCUUUUAGACCUAGUUCCUGGUCUCCACCUGCUAGUUUCCUGUCUCAAUGCAGCCUUGUACUAUAUCUAUUGUCCACUGCUACGCUCUCUUCUCUUCAGGUCAGUGCGUGUAUUAUUCUUUAUCUGGCAAAAAAAGUGACUCUAUCACUGUAUGUCUCUAUGCCUCGAUUAAACAUAGUCACACUAUCAUUCUAGCCCAAAGUAAGCUAAGUAUAUGUAUAAAAAAAUAAUUAAAAAAAAACAUUUCAAAAAGUGAUUUUAAAAGAAUAUUUAUUGUAUUAUUAUGUUUUUGCUACUUUUUUGCUCUCAUGUUAACUCAUUAACCCAUAGAUAUGUUGUAUAGACUACAUAAACAUUAGCCAUUGAAAAGAAAUACUCUUUAUUUUGGCUAAUAUUUCAAAAUCACAGGAUUUUGAGAAGCAUUCUAUUAUAUAUGGUGUAAAGUGUAUGUAUUUUGGAAAGCUUGUCAUUAUCGGAUAUUUUCUCACGUUGUUUUUCUUCAACUUUAAAUAGAAAGUAGAAUUCACUGUCGUUUAAGAGGCUUUGUGUAAAGAAAAGUAAGGAAACAUGUCUUUAUUUUUGUAUUAUUAUUAUUUUUGUGUCCUUUCCCUCCCAGUAUUCAGUCCUUGCGGAAACCCACCCGCAUUUUUGGCGCGCAUUCUCUUGCAGCGGAUCUCUCAGGCAGAGUUCAGUAUUUUGAUUUAUACUCCCAUCGUGAGGCGCUGUCAGGUAUUGCAAGCCAUAUUGUCAUCUAUGCAUCCUCUCCAAUUCUCUUUGUCAGUAUCAAAGCUCUUCCUUGUGAAACUUAGAUAAAAAAAAAAAAAAAAAAAAAAAAACAAUAAUGAUAAUGCAGUGUUUUAACUGUGAUUUGACAAAGUGCCCAGCGAUUAUUUUGUUUGAUGAACAGAAUGUCCGUGCAACCCUGCAAACUGUUUGACACAUAACCCAUGUCUUCAGGCAUCAAAAAAAGAGUCUUGCUUAUGUAAAUACUUCAUUUUUUUGCCAAAGAUUUUAUUUCACUUGUUUAUGCCUUAGUUUGAGAAUUGAUCACUGUCUUGUUGGUAUGUGAACGACGGCUUGUUGUUUUUGGCAUGGGGGUCUAUUUUGAUCCAAUGCAGAUACUGUAUAACGUAUUUAGACUGUGUUUGGUUGCCAUGAUACCAUUUAUUUAGCCUUAAGAAAUAUUACAAAAGAAUGCAAAGCACUUAAUGAGCAGGAGCUGAAAAAAUAACAGAACAUUAAAUAAAGAAAACUGCUUCAGUUAUCCUAACAGUAUGAUUAGGUCCAGAUGGAAUCUGUGGACUUUUUUUUUUUUCACAUCUUCUGCACAGAUUUUAACAGAAAAUCAGUGAAAUUCUGUGGAAUGGAAUUAAAAAUGUAAAAUGUGUUAAAUGUAGGGUUCCCACCAAAUUUUUGAUGGUCAGGCCUGGAAACUUUAAGGGGGAAAAAAUCUAUAAAAUAAAAGUCAGAAAAUUAUGACAAUUUCUUUUAAAGUUAGGCUCAGCUUUAAAAAUAUCAUCAGCUAGAAAUUGUCUGUUUUUUUUUUGUUUUUUGUAAAACAUACAGUAAUCAUGAAUGCAUUGAAAGUCAUGAAAAUGUACUGGUCAAAAUAUGUUGGAUCCUUACACUCUUAUUGUUAGCUGAAAGCUUUAUGAAAUUAAACAAACACAUUCAAAAUGAGAAUGCAAGGAGCAGAGUAUUUUUUAUAUUUUAUGGCCACAUCCCCAUUAAUUCAUUUUUGCUUGAAAACUUCGUUUUCGGUUUUCUAACAUCAAUGGAGAGCAUUUUCGGUGAAGUAAAACACUGAUCCAGUGUGGAUGAGAUGCAUAAAUGUUGCAAAAUCAAUGCGUUUUCAAACAAAAACGUAUUAGUGUGGAUGUAGCCAAUGAGCGAUUUUCCGUGGAAUUCUGCAGAUGUAGAUUCUGUGUGGGCCUCAGUAUGAGUAAUUAUGCACACUAGAAUUAGCUUGCUUUGCUUGCCUUCUGGGCAUUUUAUUUGGUGCAUAGGCUUAGAUUAACAAAUCACAUACUAGUUGUUUUCCAAACCACACAUAAAUGAUGUGUGCCACAUUAUGUGGAACAUUUUGGCAGUCAGAGAGAGAGAGAUCUUCCACCAAAAUCAGCUUCCCACUUCUCCAUGUAUUAGUCAGCGGUGUUGUAUUAUUAUAUUUUUACGUUCAUUUGAUAACAGACUUAGAAUGUGUGAAUGAGCUACUAUUACUGUACAGAACCACGUCUUUAUAUUUGCUUUCAUGUUUUGCAGCCUCAUUGUAUUAUUUUGUGUUGGCAAAAAAUAUACAUUAAAGAGUGAUCCAAAUCAGUUACAUUAAAAAAAAGUACACGUUACUAGAAAAA